Molecule: messenger RNA, 901 nt
Organism: Baudoinia panamericana UAMH 10762
Lineage: Eukaryota; Fungi; Ascomycota; Dothideomycetes; Mycosphaerellales; Teratosphaeriaceae
Exons: 1
Coding region: 49-633 (194 amino acids)
Biological process (GO): RNA splicing
Cellular component (GO): precatalytic spliceosome
Source: RefSeq, a predicted model, not a curated record
CGCAGGUUUUGCGCUACAGUCAACGUCCCUUGCAGACUUUGCUCAGACAUGGAUAGGAAUGGCCGACCUGAUGAGCGCAGGCGACAAGAUGCGCGACCACGACACGGUACGUUGUGCGCGCUGUCACGCGACCACAAUAGUCAUGUUACUAAUGCGUUCGCAGACAGAGACCGCUCACGAUCGCCAUUGAGGAGAGACCGUCGGGACGAUCAUCGCAGAGACCGCUCACCAUAUCGACCGCCGCGUGGUGGCGGAGGCAGCCGACCCGUAGCGACGCAGCGAGGGAGAGGAGGCGGUCAUGCGCAGCCACCAAGCAAGCCAGCGGGAGGGCGGCCGGGGCCUGACAGGAGACCGUUCAAUGACCGAUCCAACAUGCGGAAUGAAACCCAGCCCAAGCUCGAGCAUUUGGUAGAGCCUAGCACCGACAUCAAGAUGGAAGACCUGGACGAAGAGGAGGUGGAAAGGCGCAUGCUCGAGAAGAUGGGCUUCAAGUCCUUUCGGAGCACGAAGAACACGAAGGUGCCCGGCAACGACAAGAACUAUGGAGUUCACAAGGUCAAGAAGAGCGAAUACCGGCAGUACAUGAAUAGAGUUGGUGGGUUCAACAGGCCACUUUCACCAACGAGACUAUAAACAUGCGUCGAAGCGUACUUGCGAGCGUUGUACUACCAGCAUUCUAGCGAGGCGUUAGCGGAUUACUUGGGUAGAUGACAAGCGAUUGGGUUGUCACGGACGUGAUUUGCGCGUUUGAUGUGUUAAUGAGGCUAUGUGGCCGACAUUGCGACACGAAUGACGAGAUGGUACGAACUUCAUUUGGCUGAGAUACCGCUAGCUGGUGGCUCUAGGCUUAGUAACGCUCGGCUCUGCGUACCGAGCCUUUCUUCCGGUAUUCGUCUUUCAU